Penicillium verrucosum is the source of this 1146-nucleotide messenger RNA. Its product is annotated as sugar phosphate isomerase/epimerase family protein. The record is from RefSeq and is a predicted model, not a curated record. The transcript has a single exon. Bases 1 to 1146 code for a protein of 381 amino acids. Lineage: Eukaryota; Fungi; Ascomycota; Eurotiomycetes; Eurotiales; Aspergillaceae.
AUGGAAUGUAAGCCCGCUAUCACGACAGUCUCUCUUGGGUCAUGCAAGUUUCACAGCAUCACCGACAAGAUUAACGAAGCCGCACGAAAUGGAUUCAAGGCCAUCGAACUCUUUAUCGAUGACCUUGAAGCCCUCGCCAAAGACAUCACCCCUAUACCUAACACCUUGGUCCCUUCUCGCGACUCUGUAUUAUCUGCUGCACAUCAAAUUCGCGCGCAAUGUGACGCGUUAGAAAUUAUCAUUCUCAAUCUCCAACCCCUACGCUUCUACGAGGGCCUAGUUGAUCGGAAAAAGCGCAACAAAAUACUAGACGAGGUACUUCCCAUAUGGAUGGACGCGCUCAAAAUCCUCGGCGCAGACACUAUCCUAGUCCCCUCGAACUUCCUCCCCUCAGACCCCGAGACUGGACUUCCCCAAACAGUCGGCGACAUGGACAUAAUCGUCGAAGAUCUCCGCGAACUGGCUGCACGAGGCGCGCAACACGACCAUACCAUCAAAUUCGCUUACGAGGCACUUGCCUGGGGCACGCAUGUGAAUACCUGGGAAAGGUCCUGGGAAAUCGUCCAGGCAGUUAAUCGUCCCAAUUGCGGCCUUGCCCUGGAUACGUUCAACAUCGCCGGCGCCAUCUACGCAGACCCAACCACACAGGACGGUCGCGUUGUACAAACGGCCGAGGCCGAUCUGUCCGCCUCACUAAGCCGUAUGGCUUCUACUUUGGAUAUCAGCAGGCUGUUUAUCGUCCAGAUAGCCGACGCCGAGCGUCUCAGCCAGCCACUUGGCCCGGACCACCCUUUCCAUGUUGUAGGUCAGCCUAGUCGACUGAGCUGGUCUCGAAAUUGUCGACUUUUCCUUUGUGAGAACGAUCGUGGUGGAUUCCUGCCUGUCCUCGAUAUAUUGAAGGUUAUUCUCGAUCUUGGAUGGACUGGAUACCUUGCGUAUGAGGUCUUCUCGCGUUCUUUGGCAGAUGAUGAUCGUCGGACUCCGGCGCUACAUGCGGAGAGGGGGAAGAGGUCUUGGCGGCGGCUUUGUGAGAUUGCAGAAAGCCAAAUGAAUCAGUCUGAAUCUUCUAGUCCUAGCGGAUUAACUUUACGUGGAAUGGGAUUGUUGGAGACGGUGGUGCAUGAUGUGAAAAGAAGGAUAUUGUGA